Messenger RNA from Suricata suricatta (meerkat), 1977 nucleotides. RefSeq names its product tRNA splicing endonuclease subunit 54 (gene TSEN54). The record is from RefSeq and is a predicted model, not a curated record. Bases 35 to 1627 code for a protein of 530 amino acids. The transcript is spliced from 11 exons. Gene Ontology annotation, cellular component: tRNA-intron endonuclease complex. Gene Ontology annotation, biological process: tRNA-type intron splice site recognition and cleavage. Lineage: Eukaryota; Metazoa; Chordata; Mammalia; Carnivora; Herpestidae.
GGGCGGUGCGCGCGCAGCCGCAGACCUCGGCCCGAUGGAGCCCCAGCCCGCCGAGGUGGAGGUUCCCGCCGGGCGCGUGCUCAGUGCCCGGGAGCUCCUCGCCGCCCGCUCGCGGUCCCAGAAGCUGCCUCCGCGCUCGCAUGGGCCCAAGGACUUCCUCCCCGACGGCUCGGCGGCCCAGGCCGAGCGGCUGCGCCAGUGUCGCGAGGAGCUCUGGCAGCUGCUGGCGGAGGAGCGCGUGGAGCGCCUGGGCAGUUUGGUGACUGCCGAGUGGAGACCGGAAGGGGGCUUCGUGGAAUUGAAGUCUCCAGCGGGUAAAUUCUGGCAGACCAUGGGCUUCUCAGAGCAGGGCCGGCAGCGGCUUCACCCCGAAGAGGCCUUAUAUCUGCUGGAGUGUGGCUCCAUCCAGCUUCUCCACCAAGACCUGCCACUGUCUAUUCAGGAGGCCUACCAGCUCCUGCUCACUGAGGACACUGUGACUUUCCUGCAGUACCAGGUCUUCAGCCACCUGAAGAGACUGGGCUAUGUGGUUCGACGAUUCCAACCAAGCUCCAUCCUGUCCCCUUAUGAGAGACAGCUGAACUUGGAUGGCAGUGCCCAGAGCUUGGAGGAUCGGAAUGGCAAGAGGAAGAGGAGGAGGAGGUCGAGCCCUCGGUCCAUUAAUAAGAAGGCCAAGGCCCUGGAGAGUCCCCUACAGGGGGUGGAUGAGACAACUGAGAGCCUGAGAACCUCCAGCCCACCUCCCUGCAACCAGAACAGCCGAUGCCCAGAGGAGAAACCUCAGGAGUCGAGCCCUGUAAAGGGCCCAACGGACCCCGCUCCGCUUUUGGGAUCCCUGCAGCCCUGGCCUGGCCUGGCCAGCGAGGGGGUGGGGCGCAGCCAGCAGAGUGGCAAAGUAGAGAAUGGGGUUAAGGGGGUUUGUAAGCCACGCUGGAACUUUGAGCACAUCUCCUUCCCCAACAUGGCUUCAGACAGCCGCCACACCUUUCUGCUUGCCCCAGCCCCAGAGCUGCUCCCGGCGAACGUCGCGGGGCGGGAGACAGAUGCUGAAUCCUGGUGCCAGAAGCUGAACCAAAGGAAGGAGAAGCUCUCCAGGCGGGAACGGGAGCAACAAGCAGAGGCCCAGCGCUUCCGGGAGGAUGUGAACGCAGAUCCCGAGGUGCAGUGCUGCUCCAGCUGGCAGGAGUACAAGCAGCUGCUGCAGCGGAGGCACCUGCGGAUCCGCCAGAGCCGCCCUCCACACCUGUGGGACCAGCCGGUCCACCCCUUGCUGAGUCCCGACCAGGCAGAGUCCCCAGCCACAGUCCUUCAGCAGAUCUCUGUGCUGCAGACCACACACCUCGCUGAUGGGGGUACAUGGCUGCUGGAGAAGUCUGGAGGCUUGGAGAUCAGCUUUGACAUUUACCAGGCUGAUGCCGUGGCCACAUUCCGGAAAAAUAACCCUGGCAAGCCCUACGCCCGGAUGUGCAUUAGUGGAUUUGACGAGCCAGUUCCAGACCUCUGGACCCUCAAGCGGUUGUCCUACCAGAGUGGGGAUGUUCCUCUGAUCUUUGCCCUGGUGGAUCAUGGAGACAUCUCCUUCUACAGCUUCAGGGACUUCACGCUGCCCAGGGAUCUGGAACACUGAUCAUGCCGCUCUGGCAGGGCAUGGGACCUGCCCUGGAGAACCUGGACUGUCUACUCUCAGGGACCAUCUCAGCUGCCUCCUAUACCCAGACUCUGACCUGUAGCUUCAGGGGCUAGUCUGGGCCUUGGCCCUGGGUGUCUGAUGCUUGCAGGAGAAAGAUGCCAUGCCCCUUACCUGGCUUCCAUAGCCCCAUGCCUGAGGUUGCUGUCUUGCAGCGAUCCCCUUGGAACUCAGGACUAGAUUUCAGAGACCCAGCGGGUGGGGCAGAAGAGAGGACUCUGUGCCUUUAAACGAGAGGGUGCCUGCUUCGUGCGAAAAAGCCAAAGCCAUUAAAAAAUAGAUCCCUUUUC